UCGGUCGUAAUCGUUUUGAAGAAAUGUGUUAUUUGCAUAUUUAAAUCUGCUUUAAUUAGGAAUUUUACCAACGGAACGACGUAUCAAAACAAAGAGAUAAUUACAACGUGAAACAUCUAAGUGUGUGUUACGUUAAUGGAAUGCUUAUCACAUUAAACGCUACAGGCCUGAGCUGGAAUAUAAUUGAAAUUCCAGAAUCUGUGAACAAGAUUAUCCUCACAUAACAGACAAAAUGGAUAUUUUACCAAUUUUCCGGAAUGACUGGGAACGUGGACGAAAAAUACACGGAGAGAAUUAUACUGGAGAGGAUAUUUUCUACUGGAAACCGUUGAAGGAAGAGCCGAUAAUAACUAUAGUGUUUUUAGUGUUUAUAGUUUUGUCUCUACUGGUGGGUUUCGUCGGAAAUAUACUGGUCAUAGGAGCCGUCUGUGUGCAUCGGAGACUCCGAACUACCGGAAAUGUCUUCAUUGUCAACCUAGCAAUCGCAGAUCUUAUUGUCGUGUCAAUUGUGCUGCCCUAUAAUAUAGUUGGAAUUGUAAUUGGUCCGGAACAUUUCCUAAACUUUGAAUCAAUGUGUCACGCGGUCGCAACAAUCUGUGUCUCUAGUUGCGCGUGCUCCAUGAUGACCCUAGCGGCCAUUGCACUGAACAGGUACAUCUUCGUGUGUCGUAACAAGUACUAUCACCGGAUAUACAACAAAUGGACCACGCCCAUUAUGUGUCUGUUUCUAUGGAUCCUGGUCCUUUUGAUUGAUAUGCCAAGUUAUCUGGGCUGGGGCGGACACGCCUACGACUUUCAAACUAUGGGAUGUUCAUUCGACCGAAAAGGUCACUUAUCAUACGUUCUAUUUCUCAGUGGCGCCAUCUACUGGGUUCCUUUCAUACAAGUCUUCGUCUGCUAUUUACUCAUCUACAAAUACGUUCAGAAAAACCGCAAACAGCUCCGAAAGGCAUUUUCUCGGAUUUCAUGUAACAAUGAAGCAGUGCUUAAUACGAGGAGGGAAGAGGAUAUGCGAAUGGUGCGGACAUUUUUUAUUGUUGUUGUAGUGUUUUUAAUUUGCUGGACACCGUAUGAUCUUCUGGUGUUAUUUGACAGGUUGGAUGAGGCGCCUCGUCUUCUUUACGUCAUUUUGCUUGUAAUUGGUCAUUCUAAUAGUGCCCUGAACAGUGUUUUGUACGCCAGCACGAACCGUCGAUUCCGACGCGGAUACAUAGAGUUUAUCUGCUGUAUAUUUAAUACACGGUGUUUCAAAAAGAGUGGCAUUAGCUCGCAUGUUUUUAAUUCAACAAAGAGUGGCUUGCCUGCAUACCUUAAAAACAGUUCGGACGACAAUAGUGGUGUCUCCCUAGGGACUCAACAGUCCAAGUAUCAAUCGUCACCAAGACUCGUCAAACGCUGAACAUUGCUAUACUGACCUACUCAUCAUGGAAGGGAGCAUUUACACAAGCUGUAAUGGCACAUAGGGACGUAUAACCAUGAUUAUCCAUGUUCUGUGUGAUAAGGUUCAUUUCGAUGUGAAAAGCUUCCAUAUUAGUUAUUUCUUUACAAUGUGUAGAAAUACCCCGUGUGUGUAUUCACACAGGAACCUAUACGAUGGCUCCCAGCUCCCAGCCAACAAAUGGUACAGUGAUACUACUCACAUCUGGUAAACUGUGCAGUUCGAUGAUCAAGAUUCAAGAGAGAGCUGUCGGAUGAAUUCGCGCCAAACUGUCGCAGAAGCUCCACGAGAUCUCCAUGUGGCAACGUCACCUUGCGUCAGUGGUGAUAACCAGGGGAGAUAAUUCCCCCCGGUUUUCACUACAAAUGUGAUAACUCUGUGAUACCUCUGAUUUUUACUAAAUGUUGUUUCAUCCUUCAUUAUACAACUCGAUGCUAUUAUGAAACAUGUAUUUCAACAUAACGGGUUUACCAAAUGAUGUUAUAUAAGGAUUACACGUGUUAAAUUGUAAGUACUAUAUAUAACCUCAAUGAUGAGCUCCGGUGAUCCUAGAACAAAAUUACGGUAACAAAUGCCUCAAACUCUACGAACUUCUUCAGCAUUUUUCUAUGUUUCAUACUGAAAGCACCCUGUAUUGUCACAAAUUUUCAGAAGUUUUGCGUUCUGGGCGAUUUCUAAGAAAAACAAUUUUAGUUUUACAAUUAUAACAUGUUGUCUUACCCAGUAGAGAAGACCAGUACUAUAACAUGACAUUCAACACCACAAUUCUGACUAAAUGUUAAACAAAAGUACGUCGUCAUGUAAGUCCGUCCUAGGCAAAGUGUAGUCCCGCAGAAACUCGUAUAUUAUAAAUAUAAAGUCAGAAAAUAGAUACAGAAUAUAAAAAGUCACUCAGAAACUAAAUAUCGAUUAUAAAUGGUCAGUCGGAAACUGAAUAAAAAUAAAACACAGGAAAUAAGAAAAUAGAUAAAUGCUAUAAAACUAAAUAUGCACAAUAAAGUAUGAGUUAGAAACGGACUAAAAACUGUCAACUAGAAAAUAACAACAGUGAGAAACUAUAUACAGACUAGAAACAGUGAGAAAGUAAAUACAGACUAUAAACAGUGAGUAACUAAAUACAGGCUAUAAACAGUGGGAAACUAAAUACAGGCUAUAAACAAUGGGAAACUAAAUACAGACUAUAAACAGUGGGAAACUAAAUACAGACUAUAAACAGUGGGAAACUAAAUACAGACUAUAAACAGUGGGAAACUAAAUACAGGCUAUAAACAGUGGGAAACUAAAUACAGGCUAUAAACAGUGGGAAACUAAAUACAGACUAUAAACAGUGGGAAACUAAAUACAGACUAUAAACAGUGGGAAACUAAAUACAGACUAUAAACAGUGAGAAACUAAAUACAGACUAUAAACAGUGAGAAACUAAAUACAGACUAUAAACAGUGGGAAACUAUAUACAGGCUAUAAACAGUGACAAACUAAAUACAGACUAUAAACAGUGGGAAAGUAAAUACAGACUAUAAACAGUGAGAAACUAAAUACAGACUAUAAACAGUGGGAAACUAAAUACAGACUAUAAACAGUGGGAAACUAAAUACAGACUCUAAACAGUGAGAAAGUAAAUACAGACUAUAAACAGUGAGAAACUAAAUACAGGCUAUAAACAGUGAGAAACUAAAAAUACAGGCUAUAAACAGUGAGAAACUAAAUACAGGCUAUAAACAGUGAGAAACUAAAUACAGGCUAUAAACAGUGAGAAACUAAAUACAGACUAUAAACAGUGAGAAACUAAAUACAGACUAUAAACAGUGGGAAAGUAAAUACAGACUAUAAACAGUGAGAAACUAAAUACAGACCAUAAACAGUGAGAAACUAAAUACAGACUAUAAACAGUGGCAACUAAAUACAGACUAUAAACAGUGAGAAACUAAAUACAGACUAUAAACAGUGAGAAACUAAAUACAGACUAUAAACAGUGAGAAACUAAAUACAGACUAUAAACAGUGAGAAACUAAAUACAGACCAUAAACAGUGAGAAACUAAAUACAGACUAUAAACAGUGAGAAACUAAAUACAGACUGUAAACAGUGGGAAACUAAAUACAGACUAUAAACAGUGAGAAACUAAAUAUAGGCUAUAAACAGUGAGAAACUAGAUACAGACAAUAAACAGUGAGAAACUAAAUACAGGCUAUAAACAGUGAGAAACUAUAAAUACAGUCUAUAAACAGUGAGAA
Ylistrum balloti is the source of this 3671-nucleotide messenger RNA. RefSeq names its product melatonin receptor type 1B-like. Gene Ontology annotation, molecular function: G protein-coupled receptor activity. Gene Ontology annotation, cellular component: membrane. Bases 233 to 1399 code for a protein of 388 amino acids. Lineage: Eukaryota; Metazoa; Mollusca; Bivalvia; Pectinida; Pectinidae. The record is from RefSeq and is a predicted model, not a curated record. Gene Ontology annotation, biological process: G protein-coupled receptor signaling pathway. The transcript is spliced from 4 exons.